UCAUCCAAUCUCGGUGCAGAAUCUCGCUUGGCUAAGAAGUAGAUCAGGAACAAGAAAUCAGUAGUGCUGAGAACGUCCCGUGAGACUCUCAGAAGUCACCGCCUGAGUAUCAAACCUGAAUAACCAGAGCGAUGUAACCUCGGCACACUCGUAGUUGUUUUCUUCCUGCCCACGCUGCAGGCUUUUCAGGUCCUUGCUUGAGAGUGAACUCACAGGCGUAAAUAACGUGCUGUCAACCGCCUGUGUCAGGCAGCUCAGCUAUUUAAGCAGGCCAGCAUCAGAGAACUCAACUUCCAAACCCAGCCUUCGCCACUUCCACCCGCGCCGGGACCAUGUCGGCGGAGACCGCGAGCGGCCCCACGCAGGACCAGGUGGAGAUCCUGGAGUACAACUUCAACAAGGUCAACAAGCACCCGGACCCCACCACGCUGCUGCUCAUCGCGGCCGAGGCCGGCCUUUCCGAGGAGGAGACGCAGAAAUGGUUUAAGCAGCGCCUGGCCCAGUGGCGGAAGUCGGAAGGCCUCCCCUCAGAAGUCAGAUCCGUUACGGACUAAGGAGAUGGUGGGCAUUGGCAGCUUCCCUCCAUGAAGACCACCUGCUGUUUCUCUCCUCGGCUUAACCAAGCUGUUUUGGUUUGUCAGUGUAGUGUUGUAUGUUCGCUGUGAGCUGUCCUGCUAUUUAACACAAUGUUGUAUUUUUUUAAUGUACAUAACUAGAAAAUAUAAUAACAAUAGGAAGCUAUGUGCAGCUUCUGUGUCAAGCAGUGGCUUGACUAGGCAAGUGAUGUGGCUUGCCUUUCCCUUUAGGUCAUGAUGAUAGAUGGUGUGAAAAUCAUCUAAGUUUGCUUUUGAUCAUCACCUCCCAAUAACAAUUUACUUUCAACAUCCAUUUCAGAGCAGGCAAGGUCUCUGUUGAAAAGAUAACGUGACCAAGAGGGAGAAAGAUUUUCCUUCUGAAUCUACUUCCCUAAGUUGUUUUCCUUGUGUUUCAUUGAAUACAGUGAAGUUGAAUGAGAAUACAGAGGAAUAUUUGAGUCAUUCCGAUUUCAUUAAGUAGUUCCUUGGAUUAAAGCUGCAUUAACUUAGAAAGAACCCAGUUAGGCUAAAAGACAGAAACUGCACAAGUAAUAAGACAAAAAAGCAAGUAACUAAGAAAAAAAAUCUACUAAAGUACUUGAUUUACAUUAUUUAAAUGCUUUUGUUAAGUUUAUUUUGCUAGCCAAAGUGAACUGCUUUUUGUCUCUAAAAUGAUAUUCUAAAUAAAACAUUAACUUUUUGUUGAAAA
Myotis davidii is the source of this 1284-nucleotide messenger RNA. RefSeq names its product HOP homeobox (gene HOPX). The transcript has 4 exons. NCBI's taxonomy places the organism in Eukaryota, Metazoa, Chordata, Mammalia, Chiroptera, Vespertilionidae. Gene Ontology annotation, biological process: regulation of transcription by RNA polymerase II; cell differentiation. Gene Ontology annotation, cellular component: nucleus. Gene Ontology annotation, molecular function: DNA binding. The record is from RefSeq and is a predicted model, not a curated record. The coding region runs from base 333 to 554 and encodes 73 amino acids.